AUGGCUCCCACAACACUUACAUCGCAAGCCCCUCUUCCCAAGCGCCGCCGCAUCGGCGUGUUGACCUCCGGAGGAGAUGCCCCCGGUAUGAACGGCGCUGUGCGUGCCGUCGUCCGUAUGGCCAUCCACUCCGACUGCGAAGCCUACGCCGUGUACGAAGGAUACGAAGGUCUGGUCAAUGGCGGGGACAUGAUCAAACAAUUACACUGGGAAGAUGUUCGAGGAUGGCUUUCUCAGGGUGGUACUCUGAUCGGUUCCGCUCGUUGCUUGUCUUUCCGCGAGAGGCCUGGCCGACUCCGAGCUGCUAAGAACAUGAUCAUGCGUGGAAUUGAUGCAUUGGUUGUUUGCGGUGGUGACGGUAGUUUGACCGGUGCCGAUGUCUUCCGCUCCGAAUGGCCUGGCCUCCUGGAGGAAUUGGUGAAGACGGGAGAGUUGACCCCAGAGCAGGUCGAGCCUUACACAGUAUUGAACAUUGUCGGUCUCGUGGGAUCAAUUGAUAACGACAUGUCCGGGACAGAUGCUACCAUUGGCUGCUAUUCGUCGUUAACUCGUAUCUGUAAUGCUGUUGAUGAUGUCUUCGACACAGCAUUUUCUCAUCAGCGAGGCUUUGUUAUUGAAGUCAUGGGCCGGCACUGUGGUUGGCUUGCUCUGAUGGCGGCCAUUGCCACGGGCGCAGACUGGCUGUUCAUUCCCGAGAUGCCUCCCAAAGAUGGCUGGGAGGAUGACAUGUGCGAUAACAUUACCAAGAAUCGUGGCGAACGUGGCAAGCGCAGAACAAUCGUCAUCAUCGCCGAAGGAGCGCACGAUGAACAGCUCAACAAGAUUACAAGUGACAAGGUCAAAGAUAUCCUCACUGAUCGCCUCGGGCUGGACACCCGAACAACAAUUCUUGGACACACACAACGAGGAGGAUCUGCCUGCGCCUACGAUCGUUGGUUGUCGACCUUGCAGGGAGUGGAGGCCGUCCGAGCUGUUUUGGACAUGACACCGGAAUCUCCUUCUCCAGUCAUCACAAUUCGCGAGAACAAGAUCAUGCGCACGCCAUUGAUGGAUGCGGUCAAGGAGACGCAGGAUGUCGCGGCACAUAUCAAGAAGAGAGACUUCAUAGGCGCGAUGGAAUUGCGCGACCCCGAAUUCAAAGAAUACCACUAUGCCUACAAGAACACGGCCACACCGGACCACCCGAAACUCGCCCUUCCCGAAGGAAAGAGAAUGCGAAUUGCCAUUGUCCAUGUUGGCGCUCCUGCAGGAGGAAUGAACCAGGCUUCGCGGGCUGCCGUGGCAUACUGUCUAACGCGCGGGCACACACCAAUCGCCAUUCACAACGGAUUCCCCGGCCUGAUCCGGCAUCACGCAGAUAAGCCUGUAGGCUCAGUGCGCGAGGUCAAAUGGGUUGAGACAGACGCCUGGGUAAACGAGGGUGGUUCAGACAUUGGCACAAACCGUGGCCUUCCCUCAGAAGACUACGAGACUACCGCCCAAUGCUUCGAAGCAAACAAGUUCGACGCGCUAUUUGUCGUCGGUGGAUUCGAAGCCUUCACAGCCGUCUCCCAGCUCCGCCAGGCGCGUGAGAAGUACGAAGCCUUCAAGAUCCCCAUGGUCGUUUUGCCGGCCACAAUAUCAAACAACGUCCCAGGCACAGAAUACUCGCUCGGAAGCGACACCUGCCUGAAUGCUUUGAUCGACUUUUGCGACUGCAUCCGGCAAUCCGCUUCCUCGUCGCGCCGUCGUGUCUUCGUCAUCGAAACGCAGGGUGGUAAAUCAGGGUAUAUCGCCACAACAGCCGGUCUGGCGGUUGGCGCCGUCGCGGUCUAUAUCCCCGAAGAAGGGAUCGAUAUUAAGAUGCUCGCCCGCGACAUAGACUUCCUCCGCGACAACUUCGCCCGUGACAAGGGCGCCAACCGUGCUGGAAAGAUCAUCAUGCGCAACGAGUCCGCUUCUUCCACAUAUACCACACAGUUCAUCGCAGACAUGAUCAAGGAAGAAGCCAAGGGACGGUUCGAAUCUCGCGCCGCUGUCCCCGGACACUUCCAACAGGGCGGCAAGCCUUCGCCUAUGGACCGCAUCCGCGCCCUGCGCAUGGCCAUCAAAUGUCUGAUGCACCUAGAAACCUACGCCGGAAAGACCAAGGACGAAAUCGCCUCAGACGAGAUGUCCGCCACCGUCAUCGGAAUCAAGGGCUCCCAGGUCCUGUUCUCGGUUAUGGGUGGUGAAGCCGGUCUCGAGAAGAAUGAGACGGAUUGGGCCCGUCGCCGGCCCAAGGCUGAGUUCUGGCUCCAGUUGCAGGAUACGGUUAAUAUCCUAUCUGGCCGCGCGAGUGCAAAGGAUACUUGGUCGUGUUAUGAAGAUGAUGACAAGGUUUAUGCGCGGUCGCAUGCUCCAUCCCCUUCAUAUGUCUGA
Messenger RNA from Aspergillus puulaauensis, 2400 nucleotides. RefSeq names its product ATP-dependent 6-phosphofructokinase (gene PFK1). The coding region runs from base 1 to 2400 and encodes 799 amino acids. Lineage: Eukaryota; Fungi; Ascomycota; Eurotiomycetes; Eurotiales; Aspergillaceae. Gene Ontology annotation, molecular function: fructose-6-phosphate binding; monosaccharide binding; identical protein binding. The record is from RefSeq and is a predicted model, not a curated record. Gene Ontology annotation, cellular component: 6-phosphofructokinase complex; mitochondrion; cytoplasm. The transcript is spliced from 3 exons. Gene Ontology annotation, biological process: canonical glycolysis; fructose 6-phosphate metabolic process; fructose 1,6-bisphosphate metabolic process.